AUCAGACCGAGUUCAGACCAAACUAGCAGCUUCCUCUGAGUGAGUCCAGCUACAGGAGAGAAAAGUGGAAAACUCCAACACUGCUGCUUCAAGCUGCUGACGCUCCACACACUGAAUCUUCACUCACAGACUCAAUGGCUUCCAGAUCAGAGGAGGAUCUCUGCUGUCCGGUCUGUCAGGAGGUCUUCAGAGAUCCUGUUCUUCUGUCAUGUAGCCACAGCUUCUGUAAAGACUGUCUGAAGAGAUGGUGGAGAGAGAGACCAACACACGAGUGUCCAGUUUGUAAGAGAAGAUCUUCAAAGGGUGAUCCACCUUUUAACCGAGCUUUAAAGAACCUGUGUGAGUCGUUCUUACAGGAGAGAGAUCAGAGAGCUUCAGAGGCUCUCUGCAGUCUGCACUCUGAGAAACUCAAACUCUUCUGUCUGGACCAUCAGCAGCCAGUGUGUGUCAUCUGCAGCACCUCAGAAAAUCACACCAAUCACAGAUUCAGACCCAUCGAUGAAGCUGCACGACAACACAAGAAGGAACUUCAGGAAACUCUGGAGCCCUUAAAGGAGAAGUUCAAGGUUUGUGAAGAAGCUCAAGUGAAGUUUGAUCAAACAGCAGAACACAUUAAGGUCCAGGCCCGACACACAGAGAGGCAGAUUAAGGAGCAGUUUAAGAAGCUUCACCAGUUUCUAGCAGAGGAAGAGGAGGCCAGGCUGGCUGCACUGAGGGAGGAAGAGGAGCAGAAGAGUGGGAUGAUGAAGGAGAAGAUGGAGGCUCUGAGCAGAGAGAUAGCAGCUCUUUCAGACACAGUCAGAGCCACAGAGGAGGAGCUGAGAGCUGAAGACGUCUCAUUCCUCCACAACUACAAGGCUGCAGUGGAAAGAGUCCAGCGGUGCCCCCUGCUGGAUGAUCCACAGCUGCCCUCAGGAGCUCUGAUAGACCAGGCCAAACACCUGGGCAACCUGACCUUCAACAUCUGGAACAACAUGAAAGACAUGGUCUCCUACACUCCUCUCAUUCUGGACCCAAACACUGCUCAUCCAAAACUCAUCCUGUCUGAAGAUCUGACCAGUGUGAGAUAUGGAGGAGAGAGGCAGCAGCGUCCUGAUAAUCCAGAGAGGUUUGAUUAUUACAUUUCUGUCCUGGGCUCUGAGGGCUUUAACUCAGGGACUCACAGCUGGGAUGUCGAUGUUGGAGACAGUACAAGCUGGAUGCUUGGUGUGGUAGAAGAGUCUUACCAGAGGAAGGGAAACACAGAGUUUGGAUUUUGGGGUGUAAUGUUCAGUUUAGGUAAAUACUCAACACGCUCACCAUCAGCAGGAUUCACUGAUCUCUCAGUAGAGAAGAAGCUCCAGAGGAUCAGAGUGAAUCUGGACUGGAACAGAGGAAAGCUGUCGUUCUCUGAUCCUGAUACUAACACACACAUACACACCUUCAUACACACUUUCUUUCACAGGAUGUUUCCAUUUAUUCAAACUGGGGAUGAUAUCAAGGUGUUGCCGGUGACGAUAACGGUGUCAGUUUUAGUAGAGCACGUCAGUUCAGGAUGGUUUUUUUUCUAAUGUUGUUUCCUGUCAGUGCUGCAUGCAGCCAAAACCCCAAAUACUUGGAUAUUUUUCUUGUUUAGCUUUUUGUCCUUUUUUUAACAUUGUGCUCUAAAGCUUCUGUGACUAUAGGUUAUUCAGUUCAAAAUUUUAAGUUUAUUUGUAAUGCAUGACAGCAGUAAGCUAUAGCCCAAAUGGUGGUAUAAAAUCUGUUUUGCAUUGUUUAUUAUUUUAUAUGGGAUAUGGGUAUUCAUUAUUUUUCUGUUCUUUUUGAGUUGCCUGGCUUCCGCUCCAGUCUUUCCUGGUUUGAGUGAAGGAGGAGGCUAAGAGUGGAGCUGGUUUAAAAGCAGAAGCCAAUAAAAUGGACUGAACCAUCUAUUGUGAUCAUGCGGGGGGAAUGGGGUUCUUCUUAAAUGAGGGUUAGCUGUUAUCUUGGUGGUUUUCACCUUUUGUGUACACAAUGGUUUAUUCAUUUGCUGUAUAACUGGAGUUGUUUCUCAUUUGGGAAGGUCAGUUUGUUGAGUUAUGUUUUGUUUACUGGCUUUUGAGGAGAAUUUUGUUAAAUUAACCUCUUUUAAGGGCACGUUUGGUUGUUAAAAUAGUUUGUUUUUGUCCUUUUGAUUUUUUGUAAUAUUUUUUUUAAGGAUGACAUCUGUGUGUUCUUGGCUGCUUGGUCCCUAAUAGUGCUGUCCACCUUUUCACAUGGAAAAUCAUUUCACUGUUUCUCACUGAAUGACUCCCCAAACUAGAUUUGAAAUUCUAUCAAGUUUCUAAUCAUUACAAGUGAUUCAUGUUUCUAUUUGAUGUGUGUAAAUGGAGAUGAUUUAGUUUGCUGGGAUAUGGACUGACAUGUGUUGAAUGGGAGGAGCAGUUUGUUGUUGUCUUCUUGUCUGUUUAUGACAACAAUAAAUAUAUUGUUGAAACAAUGAUUCAUGUUUAACUCCAUAUAUGAAAUGUUUCUGAUCUUUGAAUUCUGUUUGAUUAAAGAC
This is a messenger RNA of Pelmatolapia mariae (spotted tilapia), 2521 nucleotides long. Its product is annotated as nuclear factor 7, brain-like. Gene Ontology annotation, cellular component: cytoplasm. The transcript has 2 exons. Gene Ontology annotation, biological process: protein ubiquitination. The coding region runs from base 135 to 1550 and encodes 471 amino acids. Lineage: Eukaryota; Metazoa; Chordata; Actinopteri; Cichliformes; Cichlidae. Gene Ontology annotation, molecular function: ubiquitin protein ligase activity; zinc ion binding; protein binding. The record is from RefSeq and is a predicted model, not a curated record.